Molecule: messenger RNA, 3534 nt
Organism: Penicillium riverlandense
Lineage: Eukaryota; Fungi; Ascomycota; Eurotiomycetes; Eurotiales; Aspergillaceae
Product: ATP-dependent 3'-5' DNA helicase
Exons: 1
Coding region: 1-3534 (1177 amino acids)
Molecular function (GO): ATP binding; nucleic acid binding
Source: RefSeq, a predicted model, not a curated record
AUGGCCGGCUCCCUGGCAGACUCCGCUCCAAGUGCACCAUCUCUCAAGCGGAAACGAAGCGACCAAGAUGAAGACUGCGCGCAGUUGUUCACAGUGCCCGUCCCGUCGUCGCGCACAGCGCUAGAUUCGACCACCGGAACAGCGACGCGGACGAGCCCCCCAAACACAGAUCCUCUCCCAGAAAAUAGCAAGAAAAAGAAAACAACACGGAGCGAAAAUUCCGGAUCGUCGAAUCCCCGAACCAAACCCCCGAAGAAGAGAACUCCAUCCGCGCCAUGGCCGGAGCCCUUCAAACGUCUAUCCCACACCCAUCGCGCCCUGAAUCUCGUCUACACCUUCUGCUGCACACGCAAGCACUUUGCCACUACAUUCGACAACAUUAAGAAGGCGGUCCAGGCACAACUAGGUCAAGGGUGCGAACUCACAGUCGAGGAUGUGGCGCGGGUCAGAGUGCUUGUUCCGCGGGCCGUACGGUUCGAGUAUGUGGAUGAGGCAAAACUGGAGGUUCUGACCGCUGGAGAACAAGAGACGAUGGAGUAUGGUCUGCACAAGAGACCUGGUCUGAUAUCUGCGCCGGAUGUAAAUGAUGCCGACGACGCCGACGCACCCACGGAAACCAGGAAGGAUGUCUUAUUAUUUGAGUUUGUCGAUCGGGAUCUGAAGCGUGAAGUGCAACAUCCCAAGACGGGGGAGCCGUCGAAGCCUGUUCGACGAAUGAAAGAUGAAGAUCUGAAGAUGCCGGUCUACAGUCAGAAACAGAUGCUUGCUUUGAUCGAGAAGCGCAAUUCCAAGUUCUCGGAAGCCAUCGACGCAUUCAUGAUCCGGUGUGAGGAUCAAGGUAUUGAUCCCGUGGAGACAUUGGAACAAGAGAAAGACGCUUUCCUACCUACGCCUCCUACCAGCGGGACAACUACGCCCGCCACCGCGGCCAAGCCGCCUGCUACGAUCCCCAAAGAACGCAAGACCAUUUCUCAGAUCAUCGCUGAGAUCCGGGAGAUGGAAUGGUACCAUGCCCAGAUUGUGCCAGAGGGCCACCGGGUAUUUGAUGCUCAGGCUCCCGUGUACGGGGACCUAUCAUUUCAGCUCUCGCAGGACCUUGUCAAUGCCCUAUACAACACGAAAGGCAUUACGCAGCUUUAUUCCCACCAGGCAGAGGCGAUCAACCACUUGUAUGAAGGACACAACGUAAUUGUCUCCACCUCGACGAGUUCGGGCAAAUCACUCAUUUACCAGAUCCCCAUGCUGCACGAGCUGGAAAAGGAUCCGAACAGCAGAGGCAUGUAUAUAUUCCCCACAAAGGCCCUAGCUCAAGAUCAGAGGCGCAGUAUGAUGGAUCUGCUGCAGUAUAUGGAUGGCCUACAGCAUACCGUGGUCGAGACCUUCGACGGGGACACGCCUAUGGGGAGUCGGAAUAUGAUUCGCGAAGAAGCGCGCAUCAUCUUCACCAAUCCAGACAUGCUACACAUUACGAUUCUGCCGCAGGAGAGCUCAUGGCGCACAUUCUUGAAGAACCUCAAGUUUGUGGUUGUUGACGAACUGCAUGUCUACAACGGCUUGUUCGGGUCGCAUGUCGCGCUUGUGAUGCGUCGACUUCGCAGGAUCUGUGCUGCGGUGGGUAAUCGGCAUGUCAAGUUUAUAUCUUGUUCGGCUACGGUUGCCAAUCCUGAAGAACACAUGAAGUCCGUUUUUGGCGUGGACGAUGUGAAAUUGGUGGAUUUUGAUGGGUCUCCUUCUGGUCGCAAGGAAUUUGUUUGUUGGAAUACCCCAUACAAGGACUUGGGGGACCCUACUUCUGGGCGCGGGGACAGCGUUUCUGAGACCGCACGUCUGUUCUGUCAGUUGAUUCUGCGGGGAGUGAGAGUGAUUGCAUUCUGUCGGAUCCGGAAGCUUUGCGAGGUCCUCCUGCAGGCAGUGCGAAACGAGUUCCAGGCUCUCGAGAGAUUGGAAAUUGGCAACUUGGUCAUGGGCUAUCGAGGCGGAUAUAGCCCGCAAGAUCGACGUCGGAUCGAGAAGGAAAUGUUUGAAGGCAAACUCAUGGGUAUCGUGGCGACCAAUGCUCUGGAGCUGGGCGUUGACAUUGGGUCCCUUGACGCGGUCAUCACGCUGGGCUUUCCCUACUCGAUUUCCAAUCUGCGUCAGCAAAGCGGCCGAGCUGGACGGCGCAACAAGGAUUCUCUCUCUGUGCUGAUCGGGGACAGAUACCCGACAGACCAGCAUUACAUGCAGAACCCAGAUGAGCUCUUCACACGGCCCAACUGCGAACUGCAAAUUGACCUGUCAAAUGAGCUUAUCCUCGAAGGUCAUGUCCAAUGCGCAGCAUUCGAGAUGCCCAUCCGCCCGGACGAAGACCGUGUCUACUUCGGCGAGCAGCUCCUUGUGCUCGCGGCAACACGUCUCGUCAAGGAUAGCCUCGGCUUCUACAGUUGCCAUGAACGCUUCCGACCACAACCAUCAAGGUGUGUCUCGAUUCGCGACACGGAAGACACACACUUCGCGGUAAUCGACACAACAAACAACCGUAACAUUGUCCUCGAAGAAGUAGAAGCCUCGCGCGCUUUCUUCACUAUCUAUGAAGGCGGGAUUUUCCUGCACCAGGGACACACAUAUCUUGUUCAAGAAGUCAAUGUAGACCAACACUUCGCCCGCGUUGCCCGCGUCCAUGUUGACUGGAACACGAUGCAGCGGGACUUCACAGAUAUCGAUCCUAUCGAGACUGAAGCGAUGAGGCUGGUGGGUACAGGUACAGAUGCCUGCCGCGCUUUUUUUGGGUCUGUCCAGAUCCACGCAGUUGUCUAUGGCUUCUUCAAGAUCGACAAGCGUGGACGCGUCCUCGACGCUGUCGCUGUCGAUAACCCGCCCAUCGACAUCCUCACUAAGGGCAUGUGGCUCGACGUGCCCUCGCGCGCCAUCGACAUACUACAAUCCCGUCACCUCAACAUCGCAGCCGCCAUCCACGCGGCCGAACACGCCGUCCUCUCACUUCUCCCGUCGUUCGUGAUUUCUUCCCCAGGGGAUGUGCGCACAGAAUGCAAAGUCGCAAAGAAGGAACUCGGCAAGUCCCUCCGUCGAGCCAACGACGCCGACGCGAUAGAGAAGAAAUUGCAGCCGCCGUCCCGACAACGACCGGCCCGUCUGACCUUUUACGACGCCAAGGGCGGAUCCUGCGGUUCGGGAAUCGCAAGCAAGGCCUUUGAAUUCAUAAGUCUUCUUCUGCGAAGGGCUGUGGCGCGCAUAGAAGCCUGUGCAUGUCUCUCGCCGCAGGGAUGUGUCGAGUGUGUGUGCGACGAGAGGUGCAAGGAGAUGAACGUCGUUAUGAGCAAGGCUGGUGCCGGUGUGAUUCUGCGCUGUUUGCUUGGAUGGGAAGUGGACGUUGACGCUUUACCGUGGGUUGAGGAUGUCGAGGGCGAGGAGUAUGGUGGUGGUUCUGGUGCUGAACUUGCUGGUGGAUUAGAGACUGUUGUCAGGGCCGGUGAGGUGCCCUGGAAACCCGGGUGUAGACCUGAAGAAGACAAAGUACAUAGAAAAGAGGAGUGA